GUCCCCUUGGUGAAAUCGAACUCCUUGCCUAUAUGGGUAAGCUGCACCAAGACCAUCUGUGCACGCCCAUCUGUAACUGUUGAUUGGCGAUGGUAUUCUUGGUAUACGGCCUUGGAAUACCAGAUGCAUGACAACUGGAAACACCUUGCCUCCCAAGGCCUACUGUCACACAACACGGUCAGAAGACUAUAUCGGGGGUACUUUUUGAAAGACUUUUUGCUCUCCAUCAGCAUUCUUGAGACCCUUGCUACCCCUAAGGUAUGGCAGGGGCAUUCAAUGGCUGCCGUUUGAAGAGGGAUCGCUAUCUUAGAAAGCGC
This is a messenger RNA of Aspergillus pseudonomiae, 317 nucleotides long. RefSeq lists its product as uncharacterized. NCBI's taxonomy places the organism in Eukaryota, Fungi, Ascomycota, Eurotiomycetes, Eurotiales, Aspergillaceae. The record is from RefSeq and is a predicted model, not a curated record. The transcript has a single exon. The coding region runs from base 124 to 291 and encodes 55 amino acids.